AGCCACAGAAUCAACGUGAAGAUGAAUCGCUGCUCCCUGGUGGUGGAAUCAUGUUAUCCAGACUUGGUCAUCAAUGUGGGAGAAGUGACUCUGGGAGAAGAAAACAGGAAGAAAUUGCAGAAAAUUCAGAGAGACCAAGAGAAGGUGAGAGUUACACAGGCCGCAUGCGCUUUACUAAACUCAGGAGGAGGAGUGAUUUGGAUGAAAUUGGCAAACAACGAUGAACAUCUUGUGGAGAUGGGGUUAGAUUUGGAAAAGUCUUUGAGAGAGCUUGUUCCGUCCCCACAUUUUGAAGCUUUCUUUGAGACCAAACAAGAAGGGAGGUGUUUUUACAUUUUUGUCAAGUCCUGGAGCAGUGACAUUUCCACUGAAGACAGUUCUGUCAGACCCCGCAUUUGCAGCUUGAGUUCUUCGCUGUACCGUAGAUCGGGCACCUCUGUGUUCAUCAUGGAUUCAAGAAACGCUUUCGACUUCCUGAAGGCCAAGAGACGGGAUGCAGAAUGUGAAAUGAUUAAUGACUUCUCUCCACCUAGUAAAAUGUCCAAAACUGUGUAUCAGAACAGUUCUGAAUUCGAUCUUGCUUUUGAAAUUUUCCAAACCCACAGGCUUGAAUAUGGUCAAAUCCUGCCUUUUCCUGAGUCUCAAUUCAUAGAGUUUAAGCAGUUCUCCACGAAACACAUACAAGAAUAUGUAAAAAAUACAGUUCCAGAGUAUGUCCCUGCAUUUGCAAACACCGGGGGAGGCUAUCUUUUCAUUGGAGUGGAUGACAAGAGUAAGAAAGUCCUUGGAUGUGCAAAAGAAAAUGUUGAUCCUUCCUCUUUGGAAAGCGUAAUAGCAGGAGCAGUUUCCAAGUUGCCUGUUGUUCAUUUUUGCUCUUCCAAACCACAGGUGGGCUUCAAGACUAAAAUCAUAGAUGUAUUUCGCAUGGGAGAGUUGUAUGGUUAUUUCUGUGUAAUCAAAGUAGAACAGUUCUGCUGUGCAGUGUUCUCACAGGCUCCCAACUCAUGGAUGGUGAAGGACAUGCUUCUUUGCUGCCUGACAGCGGAGGAAUGGGUUCAAAGGAUGAUGUAUGUGGACCCAGUGGAGAAAGAUCAAGGGUUGGCUGAAGCUUUCGAAUCUCAGCUGAAUCUAUCCCACAGGCCUCCACUUUGCAGACCCGUGUAUUGUAGGAAAGGUCUGGAAUAUAAAGCAGCUCUCCAACAACAGCUAUUUCCAGUGCCACCAGAACAUUUGCAAUAUACUCCUGAAUCGCUCUGGAAGGAACUGUCCGCACAGCAUCAAGGACUGGAGGAGUUAAUAAAUAAACAAAUGCAUCCUUUCUCCCAGGGAAUUUUGAUCCUCUCUAGAAGCUGGGCUGUGGACCUGAACUUGCAAGGGAAACAGACAGUCAUCUGUGACGGUCUAUUGGUAGCGCUGAAUAGCCCCCCCGUUCUCUACACCAUUCUUGGGGAGCAGGAUGCAGAGGGGCAGGACUACUGUACUCGCACUGCCUUUACUUUGAAGCAGAAGCUGGUGAACACUGGGGGAUACACUGGGAGAGUGUGUGUCAUGACCAAGGUCCUCCAUCUGAGUCCUGGGGGCAAUCCAGAGUCUUUGGAGGAUUCACACUCUGCUAUAGAUUAUCCCAUGUCCUAUAAUCUUGCAAAUACCAAGGAAAUGGAAGCCUUGCUGCAGUCCCUUGUAAUUGUUUUGCUCAGCUUCAGAUCUUUCUUGAGUGACCAGGUUGGCUAUGAGAUUUUAAAUCUGUUAACAGCCAAACAGUAUGAGCUCUUCUCAAAGAAUCUUGACAACAGCAGAGAAUUGUUCAUCCACGGCUUACCUGGCUCGGGAAAGACAAUCAUGGCAAUGAAGAUCAUAGAGAAGAUCAGGAAUACAUUUAAGUGUAAGGAAGAUAGAAUUCUCUAUGUUUGUGAAAACCAGCUUCUGAGGAACUUUAUCAGUAAUAAAAAGAUCUGCCAAGCAGUAACCCGGAAAACCUUCAUGAGAAAUGUCUGUGAAAAGAUUGAACACAUCAUCAUCGACGAAGCUCAGAACUUCCGCCUUGAAGAUGGCGAUUGGUAUAAGAAGGCAAAAAACAUCUCUCAGAGAAAAAAAGAUUGCCCAGGAAUUCUCUGGAUCUUUCUGGACUACUUUCAGACCACUCACUUAACUUGCACUGGCCUUCCCCCUCUCUCGGCCCAGUAUCCAAAAGAAGAGCUCACCACAGUAGUCCGUAAUGCAACUCCAAUAGCCCGCUUCCUACAACAGGAAAUGCAGAUGGUCAAGGGAAACCCUCCACGUAACUUCCCCCGUGAGUAUCUGGAAAUACUCCAUAAAUCCACAUGGGUUCUGGAUGUUCCGGGCAACUUAGAGACUGAAAAUUUAGACUUGGAGAAUAUGGUGAUCUAUGUAGCAGAGAAGUGCCAGUAUUUCUUGAGGAAUGGUUAUUCUCCCAAAGAUAUUAUUGUGCUUUUCAGUACAACAAGUGAAGUAGAAGAAUAUAAAGAUAAGUUUCUAACAGCAAUGCGGAAGAGAACAAUGUCUCAGAUCAAUGAUGCACCCAUUUGUGGUGAUGACAUGUUUGACAGUGUCCGUCGAUUUUCAGGCCUAGAAAGAAACAUCGUGUUCGGGAUCAAUCCAAGAGCAGAGGAUCCAACUAUUUUCCAUAAUCUUCUGCUCUGUCUGGCUUCUAGGGCAAGAAAACAUCUGUUUAUUCUACAGCUUUCUUACAAGUAGAAAGACCUCAGUCUAUUAUGAAAAGUGAUAAAGCUGAUGGUUGAGGUGCUGGAUUCCCACAUGGCUGACCAUGGUUUGAGGACCAGACCUGGUAGCUUGCUUUCUCACUUUCCCUUUCUCUCUCUCUGUUCUCUCUCAGAUCAAAUUAAAAAAUAAUAAUAACAUAUAAAAUAAAAUAAAGAAUUACUUUAAAAAAUUGAUAAAGCUGGAAUAUUCUAUGUGUCCUUGAAAGUUUUGCUAGUGUACAGCAGAAAAGCAGUAUCUCUCACAAUACAGCCUUUUAAGAGAACUGGCUUCUGAGUUGUUUCUAUAUUCUGUGAGAUAAACUUCAGAAAAGCCUACUUCUUUCUUAAAAAAUUAUUUAAUUUAAUUUAUUUUAAUUUGAUCAGAGAGGGACAAAGCGUGUGCACGUGAGAGAGAGAGAAUGGAAAAGUGAGAAAGCAAGCCGCCAAGUCCUGGGACUCAAACCGCGAUCAGCCAUGUGGGAGUCCAACGUACUUAACCACCAUGCCACCUGCUGGCCCCCAAAAGCCUAAUUCUGAUUGCUUGUAUUAAUCCUUUUCUUUCUUUCUUUCUUUCUUUCUUUCUUUCUUUCUUUCUUUCUUUCUUUCUUUCUUUCUUUCUUUCUUUUUCUUUUUUUUUUUUUGCCUUACUUUUAAUGUUUAUAUUGAAUUCUAUUUUUUAAAACUUACAAGUAAGUUUUUCCACUAACCUAGAGGGGGAUUAUUGAUACUUCCUUCUUUGUUCUUACCGGGAAAGGCAAUAAAACAUGGGACUGCUCUACUUUUUUUUUUUUUUUUUUUAAUGAAGAGUUUAAGACUCUGUGGCUCUUUAAAUUGAGCAAAGGAAAACAUGAAGUGCACCAUUAAGCUGAGUGUUGAUUUCAGGGUGAAUAGUCCUGCCAUGCAAGCUCACUAUAUGACAUCAACAGGUUCAAAACAUCCCUGAAAAACUGACAGUUUGUGCUUGGAAAACUGGUAUGAGCUGUCUCCAUGUAUCACUACAACUGAUGUGCGCUUUAUCGUGAAUAAAGGGUUAUCCGUUUUUAUUUUCUCGAUAAAUCUCUCCUGUUACCUAUAUUCUUAUUCUAUUUCACAGUUUGUUCACUUCCUAGGCGAAGCGGCCUAGGAAGAUUUUGUUGAUUUGUUGCUGUCUUCUAAUCCAUCCCUUCAUUUUUUACCCGAGCAGAGACCACUGAUUGUCUCUCCAUAUCUAUGCUCUCCUUUUUAAAAAAAAAAAAAAAAUAAUACAAUAAUAGACAUUUUAGGGAAGCACAUAACAACUUGAACAAAAAGUGGUAUUUCUCAGCCUUCCUUUAAGCCAAGGAUGGCCAUGAGACCAAAUUCUGGCCAAAGGUAUGUGAGCAGGAGUGAUAUGUUUAACAUUCGGGAGGCAUCCUAAGCAGCAUUUUGAAGUUCUUUAGAGAAAUGCCAAAUUUUUCCAUCAUCCAAUUCUAUUGGCAAAGCAGUAUUUAAAAAUGCCCCCACCCAGGAAUUCCCUGAGCUUCCCAUAGUUCUUUUUGAUUUACUGAGUAGAAAUAAACCAAUUUCUCCUUCAUAAUUAGGAACAAUCAUCCAGCAAGCGCACUGACCACCUAUUCUAACUAUUGAUUCAGCAGCCCAAGAAACAAAAUGGCCUUGGCUUACAAUUUAAUGGACCAUGACUGUGUUUGAGUUUUAGAACCUCCAAACCUACUGGACCUAAGGUGACAGUGGUGGUAGCAAAACUUUCCUGGAAGUGUUCUUAGAUGUAAUCGUAAGAUGGUCUGCUCCGACCUCUUUCCACUCCUUGGUUCUGACUGGCAUAUUUUGGCAUACACUGUUCUGCAGAAGAGAGCCCCAACCUUGCUGGUGCUAUCUCCCAGAGGGGGCUGAAACUAAUCUUGCAGCACGUUAUGACUUCAUGGUAUAAAGCCAACUGAUUUUUUUUUUUAAAGAGUUUUUUUUUUCCCCUUUAUUUUUCUUUAGACCAGAGAGGGACAGAGAGAGAGAAAGUGAGAAACCAAGCCACCAGGCCCGGGACUUGAACCAUGGUCAGCCAUGUGGGAGUCCAGUGCCCUUAACCACCAUGCCACCUCCUGGCCCCAAGCCAGCUGAUUUUGAGUGAAGGGGACAUGGAAAAAACAGUGAAGUCUAUGACCUCGAGACCAUUGGUAUACCAUUGUGGUAUACCAUUGUGGUAAGAUGGGUUCCUUUGCUUACCUUUGCGGUAAGAUGAGUUCCUUGUUCGGAGGUACUGUUUUGUAGCAAUAAGUAAGUCUGUGAAUGGUGAUGCUAGAAAAAGCCCUGUGGGCGGGGAAGGGACACUGGUAUCUAGAGUGUGUAUGUGUUCCUGUGAGCAAUCAUGCUUCUGGUUUUUGUGAGAAAUACUGUAUCAUGAAGAUGCUGCAUUGGCCUCUGCGUGUGUACUCAGCAGUGGUUAGUGGUAGCCAGAUCAGUCUCGGUAAGGGAAGAAUCAUAUUUGUUAGACUACGCAUACCCUCUAUUUCAGAAAUGUUGGGCUAUAAUAGGAUUCUAGAGAGGGACCCAAAUUACAGCUCGUAUUCUCAUGGGUAACUUAAGAGCUCCUCUUAUGAGCUUGGGACCAGCAGCUAGUGUAAUGGCUAUGUCGCUGGACUCCUAUAUAGUUGAUCGUGGUUCGAGUCUCGGAUCCAGUGGCUUAAACUCAC
Molecule: messenger RNA, 5383 nt
Organism: Tupaia belangeri chinensis (Chinese tree shrew)
Lineage: Eukaryota; Metazoa; Chordata; Mammalia; Scandentia; Tupaiidae
Product: schlafen family member 13
Exons: 4
Coding region: 22-2715 (897 amino acids)
Biological process (GO): defense response to virus
Molecular function (GO): tRNA binding
Source: RefSeq, a predicted model, not a curated record